UUAUAUUAAAUCUUUAUGAAAAACUUCCUACUUUUCUUGGAAUUCGAGAUAUUUCUAUUCAUGAGAGUUACGAAUUAAUUAAACGUGAAGAUGAAAAUACUGGUUUUCUUGAUAUUGCACCUGUUAACAAAGUAAUACAUAUUCUUUGUACAUACUAUGAGGAAGGGCCAGAUUCUGAAGCAUUCAAGCUUGCCAAAGAAAGAUUAAUUGAUUAUAUGUGGCUAGGUUCAGAAGGAAUGAUGAUGAGUGGUACAAAUGGUACUCAAGUUUGGGACACUGCGCUUGCAGUCCUUGCCGUAAUUGAAGCAGGACUGGCAGAUGAUCCUUCAAAUCACCAAUCAAUGAUACAUGCACUCGAAUUUUUAGACGAUGCACAAAUAAGAAAGAAUCCCAAAGAUAAUCAAAGAUGUUAUCGUGAUAACACAUUAGGCGCUUGGGGUUUUAGUACUCGUGAACAGGGAUAUAAUGUUUCAGAUUGUGCUAGUUUAGGUAUUAAAGCUGUACUUGGUCUUCAAAAAAAUUUCAGUUACACGCCAGAUUUAUUAUCUAAAGAACGAUUUUGUCAGACCAUUGAUAUACUAUUAUCUAUGCAAAAUACUGAUGGAGGAUUUGCGAGUUAUGAGCGUACUAGAGGUUUAAAAAUUCUUGAAUGGUUAAAUCCUGCAGAAGUUUUUGGAAAUAUUAUGGUUGAAUAUAGUUAUCCAGAAUGUACAUCUUGUGUUUUAACAGCUCUAAAUACUUUCCAGAAAUGGUAUCCUGAUUAUAGAGCUGAUGAAAUUAAGCAAAUUACCAAAAAAGCAAUUGCAUACUUAUAUAAUUCUCAAGAUGAGAAUGGAGGCUGGUAUGGUUCUUGGGCUAUUUGUUAUACAUAUGCUGCCAUGUUUGUUAUUCAAUGUCUUGAAAGUUUUGGUGAAACAUAUGAAAAUAGUGAGGUAGUUAAAAAAGGAUGCGACUUCUUGAUUUCUAAACAAAAGGAUGAUGGUGGUUGGGGUGAAUCCUAUAAGUCAUGCGAAGAAAUGGCUUAUAUACACCAUGAAAACUCACAAGUUGUAAAUACUGCUUGGGCAUUGCUUGCUUUAAUGGCAGGUAAAUAUCCAAAUGAGGAACCAAUUCGACGUGGUAUUCAGCUUAUCGCAUCGCGACAAUUGCCAACAGGUGAAUGGAAGCAAGAAGCUAUAGAAGGA
Racocetra persica is the source of this 1184-nucleotide messenger RNA. NCBI's taxonomy places the organism in Eukaryota, Fungi, Glomeromycota, Glomeromycetes, Diversisporales, Gigasporaceae. The record is from the annotation of a GenBank genome assembly.